This is a messenger RNA of Desarmillaria tabescens, 2267 nucleotides long. RefSeq lists its product as uncharacterized. Bases 48 to 2120 code for a protein of 690 amino acids. Lineage: Eukaryota; Fungi; Basidiomycota; Agaricomycetes; Agaricales; Physalacriaceae. The record is from RefSeq and is a predicted model, not a curated record. Gene Ontology annotation, molecular function: protein binding. The transcript is spliced from 11 exons.
CACCUCGCGUUCUUCUCCGCCUCUUGUCCUCUUGGGUCCUAUCAAAAAUGUCGACAUUGCCGACGGAAAAAAAUUCCGAGAUCGACUCCUCCUCACCUCCAGCGCACAAAAAGGUCAAAAUGACUUCUUCAAAUGGCCAUGAAGUGGUGUACAGGCAGACCUCGACGCGUCGCGUCGUCAAUCUUAAACGACGAGCAAAACUAUCGAUGCUUCCUACUCUGCCUCUGGACAUUUUAUUUGAGAUAUUCGGUCACCUUAAUCCUCUGGAUUUGCUCAAUCUGACCCGGACAACGAAGGAGUUUCGACGCGUCCUCACCCACAGAUCAUCGACGACUGUCUGGAAAUCUUCGUUGGCUAAUGUUCCCGGAUUGCCACCAUGCCCAGAGGACAUGUCCCACCCUGCUUGGUCUAGCCUAGUCUUUGACCACUUUUGCCAUGAAUGUUUUGCGUCGAAUAUUCGCAACGUCGACUGGUGCAUACGUGUCCGGUUAUGCUCAAAGUGCGCUAAAACCUGUCUAUUAUCCGAAUCCGGAUUUGAUGAGAGUAACAAGAGCGACAAGAUCAUCCUUCGUUCUGUCCCAUUCCAUAGCUGGCCUGGCCGUCAUCCAAAAGAAAAAUUCUGCUUCGUCAAAGAAAAGGACUGUUUCGUGAAGGCCUUCAACGCCUGUCAAGGGAAAGACGCAAGGAAGGAAUUUUUGGCGAAGAGAAAAGCGGGCAUAAAGGCUCGUAAAGACCAUGCGAAAAAAUGUGCACAGUGGGCUGAUUCCUUGAGCGAAAACCGUAGCAAAGAGCUCGAGGACAUUCGAAAACAGAGGAGCAAAGCCAUCGAGACUAGACUGACGUCUCUGGGGCAUGGCCAAGAGAUUGCAUAUCUCAAGGAUCUCGAAAAAACCGGCUCAUGGUCUGAAAGGAGAGAGUUGACUCUCUUCUCCGACCAGUUGGAGGUGAAGCAGCCCAAACCUCUCACCGACAGAAAUUGGAACUCUAUCGAAGGCACCAUGCUGGAGUACAUGCAAGACGUCAAGACGCACCGCCUCAAAAAAGAACGAACUGAAUUGCUCAGCGCGCGACGAUCCCUCAUUGCAGCUGAAUGGCAUUCAUGUCGUUCUCCGCCGAAUGAGUUCCAACCAGGCCUGGUGGACGUAUGGCUAUGGAAGGAAAUGAAAUACUUCAUCGACCUCCCGUCGUGCAUCACCGUAACUACAGAGAUGGUCAGGAGCGCUAUGACGUCGCGCCUUCCCGCUUUCAUCACUUCGUGGCGCGAUGAAAGGUUGCUCGAGAUGUGGUGUAUGAUGGAUUGGGAAGUCCGCGGGGGAAAUAUGAGUCAUCUGCAGCUGGCGACGUGCGUGUUUGUGUGUACGGAUCGACGGGGGCUGCACCGUGAUAUGGGUGCGGCGGGGUCCGAUACAGCUGGGUGCAGUAUGUGGUUCCCUGAGUAUCUGCAUCACCCUUGCAAUUCGAGGUGCACGGUCUUUGAAGAGAGUGACGAGAGUAGGAUUGGGAAAGGGAUGUGCGACCAUAAAGAGCUGGGGCUGACGCACGAUUCGGAGACACGCAUGACGCGCAGGAGGGAAUGGUCGACGGACUCGUUGGUGUUCGACUUCAAGGCUUCGCGCGUCGUACGGAAGAUCCUUGAUACGUGCAACUUGAACCCAAAGAUUACAGUGGAAGAAUUGGACAAAGUCGAUCCACGGGUGGUCUGUCUCAAGUGCAGUUUUGGUGCCAAGUGUGAUGGGGGGAGGAUAUUCCCCGUUCUUACUUGGAGGACCGCGGUCCACCAUUGCAUGAGGAAACAUUGGGGAGACUUGGGAGUCACAUGGCAAAAGAUUUCUGACGAAGAGGCGGAGGUAGCGAGGGAGCUAGAGCAAAAAGAACCGCAGAGACGAGGUAUACAGCCACAGGCUAAGAAAAUUUGGCGCUGCUCAACGUGCAUGGGAACGUCGCUGGACAAUGGACGCCUGACUUUGGUGGAUAUCAAGGCACAUCUAGCCAACGAACACGAUGCAGAUACUCCGGUAGAAGGUGUCGACUACUUCCGUGCGCUUGACUUGCCUCCAGAGCAACCUUUGAUUGCGAGAAUGGUUCCCAAAGCUCAAGCCGUAACUUCAAGUUCAGAGUAAAUAGGGUUCCCUGUCUUCAUGAACGGUCUUGAACACUAAUACCAUCAUUGGACCUGUAUAUGCCACACAUGUUAUGCUAUGCAUCAAAUAUUCCUUCACAAUGUAUUUACUUACCGGGCGCUUGACAAUAAAAGUUGGAAGUGACUC